This is a messenger RNA of Schistocerca nitens (vagrant locust), 675 nucleotides long. RefSeq names its product translation initiation factor IF-2-like. NCBI's taxonomy places the organism in Eukaryota, Metazoa, Arthropoda, Insecta, Orthoptera, Acrididae. The record is from RefSeq and is a predicted model, not a curated record. The transcript has 2 exons. The coding region runs from base 1 to 675 and encodes 224 amino acids.
AUGGAAGCCGAUCACCUGCAUCGGGAACUCGCUGACCUGGGCUUCUACAUUCGGACGGUUGUGAAGAUAAAGUCACCUGAAUCACAAGAUGAUAUGCCGCUCUUCCUGGUCGUCUGCUCCGACACCGUGGAGAACCGACGUGCGUGCCCCCCUCCACCCACCGAGAAACCGACACGUGCACUCUGUGGCGGCGCACACGUGGCCAGCUAUCGUGGGCGUGAGGUGUGGAAGCGUGCCAUCGCCCGCCAACGUGGCCAAACGCCCGCGCCACGUCCUAAAAAGCCAGCAACGAGGCGGCCUGGUGUCUCCUUCGCAGCGGCGGCAUCCGGGGCGGCAACCGGGGCGGCCCCCUCCCUCCCGACAGCGUCGGAUGCUCCUGAUCCCGCCGCAUCCGAGGGCGUGCCGACACCUGAGGCCACUGCGCCUCCACAGCAGCCCACAGUGGCAGAACCGAUUACUGCCUCUCCCACGACGUCGACCAGGCCACGCCCCGCCAACCGCCGGCGCGAUGGUCGACGCCCCGUGGGUCCCCAGCGAUCAGCAACUCAGUCGAGCAGCUCCAGGUGGACUCUCACAGCGAAGCAGCCGCGCCUACCCCUUCCAGCGACAGGGCCGCGCCUGCUGCUUCAACCACCAACCUGGCCAACCUCGUCGCGCAGCUCACCGCCCGCGUGA